AUAUAUAUAUAUAUCUGUAUAUCAAAAUUUGUGCAGCGCCGGACGCGUGUCAAACUUGUGCCGGGCGGCUGAGCGUCGCAGUCGCCGUUGACGUCGCAGCUGGCGUCGCAGCUGGUGUCGACGCUGCUUAAAAUGCCGGCUCGUCGUUUUGGUUGAUCGGCUGACGGCGCCGUAUGGUUCAGUUUUUCAGUUUUAGUUGUGUUUCUGCCAGCGACGAGUGACACAGAGAAAGAGAGAAAUCCCUAAACGACGACGACAAAAGACGACAAUAAACGAGCAAUAAUAAAAAACAAAAGCAAAAAGCACACGAAUUAAAGCAAUUUUUAGAUUUAGCUGAUUGAAAGCGGCAAACGCGGCGUAUGCGUAAUAGCCAGACACAAACUGCAGCAGCCAGGCACAACAAAUCAAGCACACACACACACACACACACACAAACUCACACAUAUACAUAUAUAUAUAUAUACAAAGAGACUUUAAGUGUGGGUUCCGUUUCGAGUGCAACAGUUUCCCAGGCUUAGACGCGACGUAGACGAUGCCAAAUAAUCGUAAUCGUAAUCGCAAUCGUAAUCGUAAUAAGCGCAAUAAAAAUCAAAACGCAAAUCAAAAUAAACAGCAAGCGGCGGCGGCGGAGGGGGCAGCGACAGAGGAGCGAGAGCAGCAGGAGGAGGCAACAGCGGCAGCAGCAACAACUUCAUCAUCAUUAACAGCAGCUAAUGAUCAUCAGCAUGAUAAUAAUGCAAAUUCUGGCAGCAUUUCAAAUGGGUCAACCACAGCCAGUGACAGCCUCACAGCUGCUGAUGAAUCAACCACGCGCAUAGCCAGCAGAGAGGACAGCCAGAAAGAGCCAGAAGAACAGUCAGAGGUGCAACAAGAGGAUCAGUCAAGAGAUCAGUCCAAAGAGCAGCAUAUUGCAGCAAAAGAUCAUUCGUCUAAAGAUCAGGCAGAAGAAAAGCUGGUCGAUCAAUUAGAAGAUCAGCCUACAGUUCAGACAAAAGAGAAGCUUCUUCAACAUUCGGAAGAUCAGCACAAAUAUCAAUCUGAGGAUCAGUUGGAAGAUCUGUGUGAACUUCAGGCAGAAGAGAAGCUUAAAGAUCAGCCUACAGUUCAGACAAAAGAGAAGCUUCUUCAACAUUUGGAAGACCAGCACAAACAUCAAUCUGAAGAUCAGCUGGAAAAUCUGUCUGAAGAUCAGACAACAGAAAAGCCCAUCGAUCAGCCUGUAGAUCAAACAAAAGAGAAGCUUGUUAAGCAGUUAGAAGAUCUGCCUGCAGUUCAAUCUGGAGUAUCUGAUGAUCAGACAAAAGGUAAACUGAUCGAUCAGUUAGAAGAUCAGACAGAGGAAAAGCCUGUCAAACAGCCCCAAUAUCAAUCUACAGAUCAGCUGGCAGAUCUGUCUGAAGAUCAGACAAAAGAGAAGGCCAUCGAUCAGCCUGUAGAUCAGACAAAAGUGGAGAUUGUCCAACAAUUAAAAGAUCAGCCUGGAUGUCAAUCUGAAGAGCAGCUAGAAGAUCCGUCUAAACAUCUUACAAAAGAGAAGCUGGUCGAAUACACUGAAGAGCAGUCGAUUGCACAAGCAGAAAGUCAGCCUGAAGAUCAGUCUGAGAAUCAGCCACAAGAGUUGCCAAGACAACAGUCGGAAGAACCCCGAAUUGAACAGCUGGUCAAGAAAGAUCUAGUUGAGGACCCAAUAAUAGAAAAGAUUAUUGAUCAGCUAGAUGAGCAAGCAAUAGAUCAGCCAAGGGAACAUCUGAUAGAAAUUCAUUCGGAAGCGCAGACAAAAGAUCUGAAAGGGGAUUUGAAUAGAGCAAAGAAACCCUCCGACCAGCCAGUAUAUCAGUCUGAAGAUCAGUUAAAGAAACAGGCAGUGGUUCACAUAGUGCCUGUGAUAGUCGAAAAGGAAAACAAACACGAAGCAGUCAUACAAACGCAAUCAGAUGCAAUGGGUGCCAAAAACUCCAAGCAGCAGCGGGAGCAACUACAGCAAGAGACAGAAUUGUCACAGGAGCAACAGCAAUUGCAGGCAGCAAAGCCACCAGGCAGUCCACGUCAGGCCAAGGUCAUAGUGCAUCGCAUAGUGCGCGAGAGCAAUGAUGAAGUAGAUGCACAUCAGCAACAGCAGGAGCAGCAGCAGGCGCAACAACAGCAGCAGGAAACACAAACAGAGAAACAUUUGCCAGCAGCUGUGCAAGAAUUACUGGCGAAUUGUCAGCUGCAACAGCCGCUAGCUCAGCAGCAACAUAUCGAUACACAGCAGCAACAGGUCAAUGCACAGCAGCAACAACUGCGUUCACCACAACAUGCCACAAAGCAGCCGCUGCAACGCAGCACCAAAGUCAUCAUACAUCAGAUACGCCUCGAAACGGAUGAGGAGGAACGCGCUCGCAAAGGUAAGCCCACAAUUGAGGAGAUCAGCAGCACCACAGCAACAACAACCGCACACAGCACCAACAGCAGCAGCAGCAAUAACAACAGCGGCACCUUGUCACCGCCGCCGCGUUACCUGGUCGAAUCGCCCUCGCCGAAGGCCGUGCAACAGUUUAGUAAAUUCGCGCGCGAUGUGCAAAUUCAGGAGCUGGAGCUGAGCAGCGAUUGCAGCUCCGGUGAGUUCAAUGGGCCGCUGCAAUCGCCAGUUGUAUUUGAAGCGGAUUCGGAGACGGAGGCGAGCACGCCGACGGCUACGAUUGCGCCCGUUGCUGUGUUGGCGUCUUCGGCGGAUUUGCCGUCCAGCAGCCGCGCCGAGCAACAGGAGCAGCUGCGCCAAAAGCGCGCCCAGAAACGCAAUGCACUCGAAUCGCACUUUCUGCCGCAGCUGCUCAGUCCGCGCUAUCUGGACAGCAUUCUGGAGGAGAAUAGCGAGGCAGCAGCAGCGGGUGGCGAUGCCAGCCUGAGUCGCAGUGCCUCCGCCUCCUCCUCCGGCAAUGAUCCGGCGAAGACGCGCUCACCGCUGCCAGCGAAGGCGAACGAAGCGUUUCCGCGCAGCCAACUCGACUUCAGUCGCCGGCACAAGCGUCGCGAAGAGCCGCUGGCUCUCAUGCUGGAGACAAAGCUGCUCGAGCAGCCCAGCGAUUUGGAGAGCUGCACGCGUCUACAGAGCACAUUGUCGCCGCAGUCCGAGGACGCGGAAUUGGUUUACCUCAGCUCGUCCGGCUCCAGCAGCGUCUCGGAUCUAAUGGAACUCGAGCUCGAAGAGGCAGCUGCCCUGGCCAAACGCGCCCUCAGCGAUCUGGACACGGAUGCCAGCCGGCUGAUCAAUCGACCCGACGACGACCUGAGCAGCACAACAACCACGGAGCCGAUCAGCUCGUCCAAUGAAACGGAAACCGAGGGCGAGUGCGAGGUUGAAACGGAAGUGGACACGGAAACAGAGGCAACAACUGCCGCCGACCAAUCGAGCCGCGAGAGCACACCUGUUAACGCUCAUCCCCCGACGGAGCCGACAUCGCCGGGCAGCAGUUCGCUAUCAUCGCUGCUUAGUGCCGCGACGCUGACGCCGACAGCGACGCCCACGCCGGCAUUAAAUGAGCUGCCAAGAGAAGCGAAUCAACAUUCGACAUUGUUGGCCAACGAAUUUAGCCCGAACAAAUUGGCCAACAGUUCAACUGCAACCACUUCGCUGGCGGCAACGCGCGAGGAAUUCGUUCGCAACAUGGAAAAAGUGCGCGAAUUGAUCGAAAUGACGCGACGCGAAAUCGGGAAUGUAAACGGAAACGGAAACGUUAACGAGAACGCGCCAGCUGCUCCGGAGCAGCAGCGGCAGCAGCCAAACGAAUUGCGCUGUAGGUUAUCACCCACGCCCCCGCCUGUGCCACCGCCCCCAAGCAGCAUGCACUAUCCCGCCACCAGCACCGCCCAGCAUCCAAUCCUUAACCCCUUGUUGCUCAAGCGUCAAGAGUCGAAUGAUUCGCACUGCUCGGACAGCACACAGCACAGCCAAUGCACUGCCAUACACGUGGCCUCACCAACCCCGCAACAGCAACCCCCCACACCUCCCUUGCGACAGCAGCAGCAACAGCAGCAACCAGCUAUUUCCCCUAUUUCAGCAGCGGAAACGGAAGCGGAGUGCAUCAAGAAAUUGCGUUUGCUAUGCACCGAGACCUUGGCCUCCAUGCCUUAUGGCGAGCAGAUGCUUGAAGAGCUUGCCAGCGUUGCCCAAAACAUAACCGAACAGCAGCAGCAACAGCAGCAGCAACAACAAGUGGACAACAUGCCUUAUCCUAUGCCCCAGUUGCCGCACAUCGGCGAGCUGCAGCUCUCGCUGGACCAGGCCGCGGGCGAGAAGGAUGCCUGGUUGGGCUUGCCCACGCAGAAGGAUCCCCAGCUGCUGGUGUGCCUGUCGCCUGCGCAGCGUGCGCUGACACAGCAGCAACAGUUGCAGCCAGCGGCCGAUCAGCUGCUGGACGCACACGAGAAGUUCGUGCAGCGUCGCGGCUAUCACGAGCUGAGCGCUGAACAGGUGCGUGCCAUGGACAGCGCACAAAUGAAUGCCGAACAGGAGCAGAUACUCAAAACGGCGGCCAAGAUGCGCGAAUUGCGCAAGAGUCUAACGCCCACAGCGACAACGCCGCCGCCGCCGCCGGUGCCUGUGAAGAGCGCCGAGACGGCGGCCAAGGCAAAGAGCCAAGCAGCGCAGCAACAGCAGCAACAGGCAGAUGACGUAAGCCAAAAGGCAAACUCAGCAGCAACAAUGCCAGCGACAUCAUCAUUUGAAAAUAAACCAACAGCAGCAGCAGCAGCUGAUCCGCAGUUGCCGUACGCAUUUGACCAGCGCACAGUCGAGCAGCAACAGCAGAGCAAACACAGCAGCAACAGCAACAGCAGCUACAUGAGCCACAGCAGCAACAUUAAAAGCAGCAGCAACAACAGCAGCAGCAAAUUUCCAGCCAGCAUGGAGAGCGAAUUGGCGCGCAUGUUCCCCAGCAUGGCCCAGCAGGGCGACAUCUUUGACGAGCAGCGCAAGCGUUUCUCCAACAUUGAGCAGAGCGGGCAGCCGAAGCCGCAGCAUAGCAAACGUUACUCGAACAUUGAGACCAGCUCCUUUGAGUCCAAGAAGCGUGUGGAGAACGGCCAGGUGAUCUACGACUACAGCAACAGCAGUCGCGAGCAGCAGCAGCAGCAGGAGCCUGCUGGUGACACCCCCACGGCAAAUGGGAAAUUUCCGGUGCGCGAGGUGCAGCAGCAGGUGCCGCAGGUGCAUCAGAUACCUGUGCGGCAGGCGGCGGCGGAUGAGGUGGACUGUGCACCGCCAGUGCCACCGCCGCCGGCAGCGGCAAAUAUGAUGUCAGCAACGAAAUUAAAUGGCAUGUCAAACACUUUCAAUGAUGACGCACAGCAGCAACAGUUGCUCCCAGAGAGCAGGCAGCACAGAGAACAAACAACAACAACAACAACAACAACUGGCGCCAAGGUGAACAGCAGCAGCAGCAGCGGCACUUAUGAGGAAUUUCGGCAACGUGCCAAAGCAGCGCUCGACGCAAUUGCUCAGCCCAACGGCAACGGCAACGGGCAACCUUCGACGGGCAAUCACUUGGAUAAUGAAAAGCUCUUCAAGGACUUUGAUGUUUUGUCCCAGCAGCUGAAUGCCGAGCUGCAAACGGGCCGUGAGCAGCGACAGCAGCGCGACAAAUCCGCCUCGCUCUACGAUCUCAGUCGCCUCACCAACAGCAACAACAAUAACAGCUGCCAACUGGAGCAGCUGAAGCGUGAGCGGCACGCCCACAUGCAGGAGCUGGAGCGUGAAAUUGAACGCUCGGCCAGAUCACGCCAGGAGCGGCUGUCCUCGGUGCCGCGUGCCGUUGAGAUACCCAUUCAACUGGCGCCCGAUUACGAGCGCGCUCGUCGCGCCGAAUCGCUGUGCAAUCUGAACGAGCCGGCGCGGCCCCACAGCUCCGCGGAGCACUACCGAGUGCCCACCGAGGCGAUGCAGCAGGAUGAUUGGGCGCACUAUGCCAGCGAUUUGGGCUACUCGGAGAAUAUAGCGCGUCCAUUUGCGCGCGAGGUGGAGAUUUGCUAUCAGCGCCAGAACCAGCGGCAGCCGCACUCGAUUCGCGCGCCACGCCUCUCGGCCAGCACGAACGAUCUGUCCAGCAGCAGCUGCUACGAUAGCUUCAAUGCGUACGGAGGCGGGCGCCGGCAUGCGCCCAUGCUGCAGCAGGCGCCGCAGCAGCAGCGGCCGCACUAUGCCAGCUGCUACUCGAUGAUCGAGCGGGAUCCGAAUCCCACGUACAUUAGCACCACCUCGAGGCGUGGCGUGUCGCCGGCGCCGGUGUCCACGCCCGUUACCCCGCAGCCGGGACAGCCGCCGGCGUACGACAGGCAGCGGGAGAGACGCGCCUCGUUGCCGCGCGAGCUGCACGAGCAGCAGCUCAAGUAUAUACUGAGCAAGGAGGAGCAGCUGAAGCUAGAGUUCGAGCGGCUGCAGCAGGAGCGCCGCCGGCUGAUGGAGGAGAUGCAGCGGGCGCCCACGGUACUGCAGGCGCCGCCGCCGCGUCGCGAGAGCUACCGGCCAGCGCCCAAGCUGCCCACGCUCAGCGAGGAUGAGGUGUUCCGCCAGCAAAUGGCCGAGGAGUGGAUGAACAAGGUGGCCGAGCGCGAGGAGCGGCGCCAGCACAAGAUCAUCAAGAUAUCCAAGAUCGAGGACGAGCAGCAGCACGCCACCGAGCAGCAGGCCAACAUAAGCGAUGAGUUUCUCAAUCGCGUCAAGGAGCGCCGCCACAAGCUCUCCAUGCCCGCGGACAGCGACUGGGAGAGCGGCGCCGAGUCGCAACCAGCACCCGCCAAAGCGGCGGCGGCAGCGGGCAGUGAAUCGGAUGCGGAGGCGCCGACGCCCGUGCGCAUUCUGGAGGGUCAGGCCGAGGCGAAUUUGCGCGAGCUGCCGCGCCAUCUGCGCGAAUUCGCCAAGUUCAGCAGCUGCGAGCAGCUGAAAGGUGACGCCCAGUCAUCUGGUCAAGUGGAGCGGCACGAGCAGCAGGAGCGCAGCGAGACCGCAACGGACAAUUCGCUAAGCAGCGCCAGCAAGAAGUCGACCAUUGUGAAGACGUACAAGGUGUCCCGGUUGCCGCCUUCUGUGCAGGCACGUCCCUCGUACAAGAGCAAUGGUUAUGUCUCAGAGCCCGAGCCCAAUUACGAUUCCGAUUACUCGACUGUAAAAUACCGUACACCCAAUCCUCUACGCGUGCAGUCGGUCUCAUCGGCAGUCAAUGUGCGCAAUCUAAACCAGGACGAUAAAUUGUAUGGUACUAUGCCCAAUCCCAUAAAAGCGGCACAGAACUCGUACAAGAAUCAACCUGGUCGCAUCGAGAACUAUACAACUGGACAUUCGUCCGUUUCGGAGAAGGAGAAGAAGGAGAAUUUGGAACAAUCGAAAUUAUCGCCGCUCUACACAGAAGGCAAUUUGUCAAGAGCUCUGGCCAAGGAAUCGGGUUAUACCAGCGAUUCGAAUCUAGUCUUCCGCAAAAAGGAGCUACCCGUUAGCAGUCCGCUGAGUCCCGUGGAGCAGCGACAGGCCUACAAGAGCUUGCAGGCGGGAGGGGAACCGCCUUUGCUGGGCUUCCGUAAGCCCGCGCCCGAGAAACCCAAAGAAAUUGUGGAAGAAUUCGAAUUUAUUCAGAUAACGCCCACGCUAACCAAAAUACGCGUGAGCACCAAGCCGCUUGAGGAUUCCAAGGAAGUGCUAGAGCAAGCAGAGACUAAAACUGCUCCGCACGCACCACCAACACCUCCUCCCCCGCCACCACCGCCACCGCCGCCACCAACUUCAGCUAACAAAAUGUUUUCGCAUUUCUCCAAGAAUUUGCCCUCUUUUAUACCCCUGAGCAAGAAGCAGCAGCAGCAGCAGCUGCAGGAGACGGCUCCUUUGCCACCGAAUCGCCGCUCCUCCUGCACCAAGAGCACCGUGCGCGUGGAGAAGAUUACGAGCAGCUGCGCCAAGUCGCGCCACGAUCAAUGCUUUUUGCCGCCCGGCGGCAGCAAUAGCCUAACCAUGCGCAAGGUCGCCAGCUCACGUCGGGAGCCCAUUUGCCGCUCCAAGUCCACCGGAGCAGUGUCCACGCUGCUGGCCACCCUGACCGCCACCAAGGAGACGCGCACCAAGGACGGCUGCCUGCUGCGGGUCCAUCAGCAGCAGCAUCAGCAUCAGCAUCAUGCGCGCCUGCGCUCCGUGAGUCCCAGUCGUCGCCCCGCCGCGCGUCUGCUCGCGCUGCGCAACUCGAGCCGCAGUCCGGUCGCGUUUGGACGCAGCAUUUCUAAGGAGCGCAGCUUCGCCGAGGAGAAGAAGCGUCUGGAGAGCACGCUGCCGCCUAGUCGCACGAACUUCGAGGCGAGCACCAAUAUACUGCGCGAUCCCUCGCUGAAAUCCCCGCAAGAGGUGCGCGAGGCGGUGCGCUCCUAUGCCACCUGCAAGGCGCAGCACACUGUGAGGAGCAAGUCGCUGCCCCGUUUGCGCCACAGCACCGUCAGCACCACCACGCGGCACACUAUGUGCCUGCCACAGGUCAGACCACAGCAGCUGCUGGACUGCAGUCGGACGUUGAAGAAAGUGCUGCCCAAGUGCAGCAAGGCGCAGGGUCAAACUGUCCAGGCAAUUGCCACGGUGCAUCGCAGCGCCUCGCAGGAGAGUUUGCCGCGCAGCAACUCGACCUACUCCAUCGACUCGGUGGUGCGGCAGGAGUAUGUGCCCAUAGCACCGCCCAAAACCUAUAUGGGCAAGUCGAAGCCCAACAAGCUGCAGACCAGCCGCAGCGAGGGUCAUGUGCCGCGCAAGCGUUCGAGCACCACCACCAAAACCACUUUAACCAAAUCCAAACCCACGGCUGCUAUUGCCCAGCAAUCGUACAGCGAAACGGUGCGCGAGAAAACCCACUUCUGGAACGAUUACAAUGCCAAGCAAGGUCAAACCCAAACGACCCACACGAUCCACACGCCCCACUCGCUGCCGCAGCUGAUCAAUGGAGGCACCAGCGACUACAAGUACUGCUCGCUGGUGGAGCCAGGCUAUGCCGAGGAUGUCUACGAUUACACAUCGGCCCAGGCACCCGGCAGCUGCAUAGAAGAUCUCGUCUGGAAGUAUGAGAGCAAGGCUUUGCCCGGCCCAGUCAGGCCCGCGGCUGUGACGGACAUCGCGCGGCCACAGUCACCACACACGGAGCUGGGGCGUCGUUUUUCACCGACGCGCGAGGUGCGCGUGCCUCAGCAGCAGCAGCAGACACAGCAGCGGGAGGUGCGCUCCCCCUCGCGCCGGCGCAUAGACAGCCUGCGCUCGAGCCAGCGCCAGGACAAGGAACAACAGCAGGCGGUGGCCCGGGCCAGCAGCCUGAGCAGCGCCGACGACCGCAGCAAGCGGCAGUCGGGUGGUGCAGCUGGUGGUGACGGACUCUAUCAGUGUGGGGAGCUGGCGCACAGCGCCACCUCGCUGGUGCAGCUGGAGCGGCACAGUCCCAGCUGUCGGUAUCGCAACAAUUGCGAACGCUUCACCGAGCUUAAUCGCUUUUACAGCACCUUGGAGCGCGUCGGGCAGCUAGAGCGUGCCACCUCGGCGAGCAAUUUCCAUCCGUUGCGCAAGGAUGCGGAACUGCUGGACUUUGACGAGUGGCGCAAGGUGCGUUUGCACGAGCGCGCCGAGAAGGAACUGCAGUAUCUGGUGGGCAAGCUGCAAAUGGAUCAGCGCGAGCGCGACUUGCACUUUCGCUCCAAGGACGUGAACGAGAUCAAGUGGCGACAGGAUGCGGAUCAGGCGCUGCAUGCCAAGCAGAAAUCCGUGGAGGAUCUGCGCGAGAAUUUCGAGCAGCUGCAGCUGCUGAAGCAACAGUCACGCACCGAGGCCGAGCUGCCACCCGUGCAGCGUCAAUGGCGCCGGAACACGGUGGCGGAUCUGGCCAGCAGCCUGGAAGCUGGAGGCUACAGCCGGGAGUCACAGACGGAGAGACAGACGGAUCGUCAUUUGAGCAACGAUUUGGUGAGCACGCUGUCCAAGGAUCAAAUCAAGAAGAUAACACAGCAGCUGAACGAGAUCUAUGCGGGCAAUCGUCAGCCCGGAGCCGUGGAGGAGCAGUAUGUGGUCACCGUGGAGAAGGGCUCAAAGCCCAGCAGCCAUGCCAACACGCUGAAGGUGCGCUGCAAUUCGAAUAUCAGCAAGGAGCAGCUGCUCGGUCCGGUGCUGCGCAAGCGGGAGGAGCAGCAGGCGCAGACCCUGCCACGUGCCACGCGCAGCCAAUCCCCCGUGGUGGUCGCCCGGGAGACACGUGGCGCCAUCGCCGCUAAGAAUGCGGAGCUAACGCUAACCAAGCCGCCCGAGGUGCCGCCUCGACCCAAGCCCAAAGGCGAGCCGAAGCCAACGAAAACUAUGGCCAAAGCCGAGCCGGAGUCACAAGAUCAGGGCAGGGAGAAUCCCAUUAACCAGAAGAUACAGUACUUUGAAGAGCGGCAGUUCGAGGAGCCGCCCAAGACCAUAUACCAUGCACGCGAGGACAGCUCCCCGGACGAGGCGGAGGUCAUGCGGCUCAUCGAGCAGAACAUGCAGGCGCGUCAGCAGGCCAGGCAUAGUCACAGUAACAGCCAGAGUCACAGUCACAGCCAGAGUCACAUGGUACACACAGAGCUGAGCAACUCGCUCACAGAUUUAAGCGGCAUUUAUGGAGAGCGUCCGGCAGCACGCGUAAAUUUUCACUUGCACAGCCCGCCCGAUCGUCCGCCCGAAGACGAGCGGCAGGAAGAGCUGCUCAGCUACGAGCAUGGUUCACCCGACGGCAGCCUUGAGCUCUACGAUGCCUACUAUCGCUCCAGGAGUCUGUCCCCCCAGUCGCAGGCCUCUGCCUGCUCCAGCUCGUAUCUGCAGCUCGUCUACACGGGCGAGGUGCAGAAGAUGAAGCAGAGAUUCGAGAGCAUCCAGCGGGAGCAGCAGUCCAAUGAACGGCGUGAUUUUUUUGGGCUUAGUACGCUGCGGAAGGCGCGCAGCGAUCCUGCACUGAAGACAGGAUCAAAAGACGCCUCGGGCAACGCGACGGAUGCGUUGCCGCUGCAGGAUGUCAGCCAGCUGACGCACAAAUUCGAGCUGCGACACGGAGCAACUCCCUCGCCAGAGCGUGGCAGACGGAAGCAGCGCGGCCUGCUGAUGCCGCACAUAGACAUCAUAAGCAAGACGGCCGAGCUGCUGCCGGCCAAAGCGAGUCCCACGCGCAGCCACAGCAGCAACAGCUGCUCCAACCCGGGCCACGUCCAGUCGCUGCGCCAGCGCUACGAGUCACCGGAGCCGCCGGAGUCCGCUGGCCAGGCACAGAGCCUGCCCCAGCGCUAUUUGUCCACCUCCCUGGCGGAUUUGCGGGACGUGCACGAGAGCAUAUCGCCACAUUUGAGCGGCGAUUGGGUGGCGCACAAGCAUCCGCAGCGCACGCCGGCGCUGCCCAAGAAACCGCAAAGGCAGCCGGCAUUGCGCGCCAGCUCCAACUCGCCGCCGCGUCCGGCCAGGCAGAUGGACAUCUUUGCCAAUCAGCCGUUCGAUCCGCACAAGCAUCGACCCAAGGCGCGCUAUGUGCCCGAUGGCGCGGAUGCGGCAAGCAGCGCUGCCCGGCGUUGCCCAGCCAACAGCAUGGAGCGUCUCAAGCGCCACGCCCUGGCGGUGACAUUUAAAGACGUGAACAUACACUUCAAGACACCGAUAAGGCAUGAGUACAAGCAGAACAUAUCGGAGGAGGAAUUAGCUAUACGACAAGCGGAGCAUAUGCAGAAAUUGUAUCAGGAGGAGCGCAGACGCAAGUAUCUACAGGAGCUGCAGGACAUGAAUUCGCGACGACACACCGACAAUUUUACACCCUCACAGAAAUCGCCAAUUGCCUUGAAUCGUUACGAUGAUUUCCCCACAGACGUAACGCUCAAAUCUCUGGUGGGGCCCAAAACAGUUGCCAGGGCCCUCUACAACUUCCAGGGACAGACCUCCAAGGAGCUCUCGUUCCGCAAGGGCGACACCAUCUACAUCAGGCGACAGAUCGAUCCCAACUGGUAUGAGGGCGAGCACAAUGCCAUGAUUGGACUGCUGCCGGCCAGCUAUGUCGAGAUUGUCAGUCGGGAUGGCGCCCGCACGCCUGGCAAGCGUCCAUCGGAGGGUCAGGCACGUGCCAAGUACAACUUCCAGGCGCAGUCCGGCGUGGAGCUAUCCCUCAACAAGGGCGAGCUGGUCACACUGACACGUCGCGUCGACGGCAAUUGGUUUGAGGGCAAAAUAGCCAAUCGCAAGGGCAUUUUCCCCGUCUCCUAUGUGGAGGUCUUAACCGACAUUGGUGCAGAAGAUAUUGCAGCCAGAACCACAACCGUCAUCAACACUCAGAGUACCACGAAUCUGCGUCCAAAUUUGGACGUGCUACGCACAAAUAUCAACAACGAGUUCAAUACGCUGACCCAGAACGGAGCACAUCCGCCGAAUGGCAUACUAAAGGAGACCCGCACGCUGCACAAGACAGACGCCCUCCACGUGGACACCAGCUCGGAGCCCUUGACUUAUCGUGCGCUGUACAAAUACCGACCACAGAACUCCGAUGAGCUGGAGAUCUUUGAGGGGGAUCUGGUGCAGGUGCUGGAGAAGUGCGACGAUGGCUGGUUCGUGGGCACUUCGCAGCGGACGGGCUGCUUUGGCACAUUCCCCGGCAACUAUGUGGAACGUGCCUGAAAACUGAAAACUCGAAAUGGUGGAAGGAGCAUAACGAACCGUUACGAUAUUUGUCUAUUGCUUUGGCCACAAGUGGAGAGAAAAAAGGAAAGUAAACUAUGCAAGAAAUUCAGCUCUAAACUGAAUGAGUUUGUAGUCCAAAGCCCAGCCAAGGCAAAAGCAAUUAUUAAUUAUUUAUAUGAAUUAUAAAACAUUAUAAUUUCAAUUGUUGUUAAAAAAAUCAAUAUCAGCUGCUUAAUUUUGCCGAUGUUUCUCUUUUAAUUUAAAUAAUGUACAACUAUUUAUUUAUUUUUAAAGAAAUGUUGAAAUUAUGUUUAUUUAUAAAAAAAAAUACACAAAAAUAUUAACAAGAAGUUUGAACCACACAGCCCGCACAUACACACACACACACACACAUGCACACCAAAUAUCCAAAAGUUGAAGCUAAGAUAUUUUUUUCUAUAAACUUAUUUUUUCGUUUACCUACUAAUUUUAACUAGUCACAGCUAAUUUCCAAAAAAAAUUAAUUUGAAAAAAAAAAAACAAAAAAAAAAUAAUCAGAGAAAUAAUUUAUGAUUUUCGCGUAGGAAUCAAAACUGAUUUUGCGCCAUUUGAAAACGUUGAACACCAAGUGCCUUAAAUAUAAAAUGUUAAUUGACUAAAAAGGGAAAUAAAUAAAUAAUUAAAUUUAAUAAUAAAUGCAUAGAAACAAGUGCCCUUCUGUUGUGUCGACAAUGCUAAUAAAUUAAUGUGCGAUUAUUAUACAUUUACAUAAUAUUAUUGAAAAACUAAAUUUGUAAUUUUACGAGCGUUUAUUACACAGACACCUGUUGCAAGCGAAUGCGUAUUAAGUAAAUAAAAUAAACAAAAACAAAACAAAAAAAAAUAAUCAUAA
Molecule: messenger RNA, 13526 nt
Organism: Drosophila novamexicana
Lineage: Eukaryota; Metazoa; Arthropoda; Insecta; Diptera; Drosophilidae
Gene: CAP
Product: sorbin and SH3 domain-containing protein 1
Exons: 12
Coding region: 533-12652 (4039 amino acids)
Molecular function (GO): protein binding
Source: RefSeq, a predicted model, not a curated record